GAAUUACUGUCAACAGGAAAAGGAAAUGUAUAGAAAAUCAAAGUUAAAUAAACGUCACGUAUUUUAUAUUUAUAACAGAUCCCGUGCGUUUGAUAGGAUUUACACGUUUACAUUGAAUGCUUUCAUCUUUAUGUGUUAUUUGUUAUUUUAUUUUUCUUUGCUGACCAUGAAAGUAAAUCUUCUUGAUUGAAAAAAAAGGCCGUCUCUAGCGAUCAGCCAUGUUGGGCGAGUCCACCUCUACGCCGGGCUCUCUCUCUGCCCAGGUGCACUAGCUUCUCACUUCCGGAAGCAGAAUUUCUUCAGACCACUGGCAGCGACACAAUGGGUUAGACAACCGGGAGGAAGGUCGCCCUAUAGUUCGCGUAACAUGUCUGUCGGCGAUACACACUUAAUGCAGAGGAAGACGUGUUUCCUGACAACAGAAGAGUCUUACUUCCAGUCCACUUGGCUUGGAUCCGCCGCCGGAGCUGAGCGCGUUGACGCAUUGUGGAGUCGACAGGGUGGGGGGGAGAGGAGGCGGCGGCGGCGGAGGAGGAGGUGUUGGUAGUGUGGUGGUGGUGGUGGUGGAGGGGGCGCGCACUGCAACCCCUCCUUCCCGAACACAACUGAGGAGGCAUCCACCGGCGGAAGCGCGAUGGCCGACACCGACGACCAUCAACCGGAGAACGGCUUCGUGUCUCCCGAGGGCACGUCGUCGUCGCCGGGUCCGCUGUCGCGCAUCGACGGCUCAGUCCUGCCUUUCCUCGGCGGUUUCGGGAAGUACCAAAAACAGCUGAUCCUGCUCACAUGGAUCCCGGCGCUCUUCAUCGGAUUCAGCCAGUAUUCGGACAGUUUCCUGCUCGCCCAGCCGAACAACACAUGCAUCCUGCCCUUGGCAAACACCACCGCUUCCAUCGCCACCACGACCGCUGCCACUACUACAGCCGGUGGCAACGUGACGUGGGGCCGCCCCUGGGGUUCGGGUGGCCCCCAGAAUGCCAGCGGGCGGGCUGCUGGAGUCCGCAACGACACGGACGACACACAGUGCAUGUGCAACGCUUGGACCUUUGAGCUUCAUACCGGCCUUGUGCAGAAUGUUGUGACAAAGUGGAGUCUAGUGUGCAACUCUGCAUGGAAAGUCCACAUCGCAAAGUUCUCUCUUUUGGUGGGCUCUAUCUUUGGAUACCUGGUGUUUGGAAUCCUCGCAGACUGGUUUGGCCGCCACCCAGUGUUGAUCAUAUCUGUGCUGUUCAUGCUAGUGUUUGGCCUCACUGUGGCCUUCUCUGUCAACGUUCCAAUGUUCAGCACACUACGAUUCUUUGAAGGCUUUUGCUUGUCUGGAAUCACAUUGUCACUCUACGUCCUCAGGAUUGAGCUGUGCCUGCCAGGUUGGCGCUUCUCCAUGACCAUGGUGGCCAGUUUCGUCAUGCUAGGCGGCCAGCUGCUGAUGCCAGGUGUGGCCUACCUUUGCCGUGAUUGGCAGGUGCUCCAGGCAGUCAUAAUCUGCCCCCUGCUGCUCAUGCUGUCCUAUAUCUGGAUCUUCCCUGAGUCACUGCGUUGGCUGCUUGCCACACAGCAGUACUGCCGCUCCAAGUGGAUCAUGGGACACAUUGCAAAGAAAAAUUGCAUCAAAAUGGACCAGGAUCCGGACAACAUCCUCCCAGAAUUGCAGAGAGCUCUUCAGCGCAAGCCUAAGAAGACGUGCAUCGUGAAAAUGGCCCGCACAAGAAACCUGUGGAAGAAUAUUGUCGUGCUGUGUGUCAAUUCGCUAACAGGCUAUGGGAUUCACCACUGCUUCGCUCGCAGCAUGAUGGACCCGGAGGCCCAGGAAACCACCAUGUUUCACAAUUUCUACGCUGACUAUUACACAAUGGCCGGCAUCGCCGUGGCGUCCUGCCUGGCGCUGUGCCCUGCGGUGGGCUUGAUGGGCCGGCGCGGCGGCCUCCUCACGUUCAUGAUCAUCACUGCCUUGGCCUCGUUGCUGCAGCUGGGCCUGCCCAACUUGCUUGGAAAGUACAGCACUCAUCUCAAUAUAGAUAGUUCAAGCACACUGAAAAAGAAUUUCUCAAUUGCCUUCUCCAUUAUCGGGAUGUUUUCGUCCCAUGCCGUCAGCAACCUGAGCAUCUUCUUCUGUGCUGAGAUCACACCCACCGUCAUCAGGGGCGGCGGCCUGGGUCUGGUCCUAGCGAGCGCCGGCUUCGGCAUGCUGACGGCGCCCAUCAUGGAACUCCACAACCAGAAGGGCUACUUCCUGCAUCACAUUAUCUUCGCCUGCUGCACGCUCAUCUGCAUCAUUUGCAUCCUGCUGCUGCCCGAGACGCGCUACCGCCCGCUGCCCGAGACGCUUGCCGACGGUGAGAGCUACACACGGCAACCGCUGCUCCCGCCGCGCAAGCCUGGCGAACAGCACUUCCUGCUGGCGACCUCCGAAAGCACCCGCGAUUACAAGCGCGUGCACGACACGCCGCUGCACGAAGCGGCCGCCACCGCCCUCUCCACCAUGGACGGGGCCGCCGACGUGAACACUCUUGGCGAGACGGCCGUUGACGACGAUGACGCGGCGCUCACGAAAGAUGACAUCGUCCACGCCAGCAAGGAGCGCCUUCUGUGUUCUGCGCGUUCACAACCCAUGUCGCCCAAUGAUGAGCCUUCAGAAGUGGUCCUCGCUUCUAUCGAGCCCCUUGCUCACACCGUCAUCUCCCAAACGGACGACGGUCUGCAUCCGUCCCCAACCCUAGAAGCGCUUCUGGACCCCCCCGACCAGGUGGACAAGGAUAUUACGUCCGAACAACCUGAUCCACCGUCCCCAGAAGACUCUUUAGCUGACUCGCCGUCACCGGCGCCACCACCCCCCACGGCAGAUAGUGAUGCUUCUGCCACCCUUCUGCCAGACAUCCACUUAGAAAUGGAGAUAGAAGACGAAUCUACGCUGCCGUUGCCUCCCAGCGGCAACCAUUGUUCCCCCCUUCCAACACCCAUCCCAGACUCUGUUUUACCCCCGUCGAGCCCCACGUCCCCACUUGAAUCCCCUUCCCCACCUCCCUCUCCCCCCACUCCCCUCAUCACAGAAGCAACCACUUUGACUGAUCCUCCUUUACGGGUUUCUCUUGACUCAGACUCUGAUUCUAGCCCUUCAGGAGCGCCCCCUCCCUCUAUAAUGGUCUGUACAGUUUCCUCCCCCAUAGACUCUGGCGUGCUGUCAAUCAGCGUGAGCACUGAAAGUAACGCCAUCAAUAGUGUGGCGUCGUCAUGAUGAUGAUGACAAUGACUGCCUGUGUGCUACGGCAAAUACAUGCUCUCGCACUUAAAAAGAAGACCGUCCCAGCUUGUAGUUGGGGGGGUCACAUGAUCUCUCUCCUGUUCCUCUUCCUGCACAAGAGACUGCUUUCUUGUACUGUUUUUUUUUUGUUUUUGUCAGUCAACAGGAAAAAGAAACAUCACCAGCCUUUAAACGUAUAAAUGGAUUAAAAAACUUUUCAAGUCGAUCAGAAAGUGACGAUGAAAUGCUGAAAAGUCCAAAUGAAAACAUGUUUGUCACACAUGCAGUGCUGAACGAUUUUUUUUUAGACUGGUUUUUCAUAACCUCGAAUGAGAAAUGAAAAUAGUGAUUCAACAAAAAGCGAAAAUCUGCAAGUUAAUGGUGAAUUUCCUCUAGUUGACACAAAAUGUCAUUUUCAAUAGCUGUUCUGAGCAGUAAUGAGAAAUUUAAACUGACUUCAUCCAAAUAUGACCUGUAAAAAAUAAUAUAUUUAAACAUUAAAAGACAUUUUUUUUCUGUUCAGGGAGGCAAAAAUAAUUACAAUUUGAAAUUUUAGACCUUUCCUAUUUUUUUUUAACGCUGCUCAUUUUGGGCAACAUAAACGGGUCUGAUACUUUUGUUAUGCACUGCAUGGAACAAAUAACUAUUAAUUCUUGGGCUGUAACUUGGGCGAACAAUCACAAGAAACGGCACAAAAAACUACUCCCCCCAUAAAACCAAAAUGAAAAGUGCCAAAAAUGAAUAUUGCAUGUUUCCCUGUCAUAGACUUAAUGUGGAUGGAGUGAAUCGGAUGACUAUCGGAGUGUUUCCAAGGAACGAGCCGCACACAAAUAUGUAUCUUCCCCAAAACAAGGGGUAAAAACAGACUGUCGUAAUACUCCCUUGAUAUUGUCAGCAAAUGCAUAGUUGUGUGUGUGUCAAGCAAAUUUAAAAAGUGAUUGACCCGAUUUAUGUACAAAGCUUAACCUUGCAAUAAGUCACACCUCAGACAGCACACAAAAUACGGCCAUUUUUCGGCUACAAUAUUUAUUUUUCACAUUCACGCACAUGUAACUGCUUAUAAAGAGACUUAACUCUUCUGUCUAUACUUGACACACACACAUACAGUCUUGCAGAGAUGUUUACAAUUGCUAACUGUAAAUCUCGAAGCUAGACAACAAUUUACUUUUUUUUUUAUUUUUAUUUUUUUAAAAGACCGAAAUGAGGUUUGUCUCGCUCUGUCGUGGUACGGCCAUGAAAACACCCCGCCAAAUAUCACAGGUACUUAGCAACAAUGAUCUUCCGCCAUAUGCACUGACCUUAAGAUUGUGCUUGUUUUCUCCUUCCUUCCUGUGAAUGAUGUAAUGCAGCUUAAAUCAAAGUACAAUGGUGUUUUUUUAAGAUGGCAAUUCAUGAUAGAUGAUCAUACAUGGAACAUUUUUGCCAAUGUGAUGCUGCUACACCACGCCAAGCACAAAUUCCCUGCAAUCAUGUGAAGUCCACAUUGAAACCAUGUAGUAGUAUUUGGGCCACACUGAGGAGGAAUCAAAAAUGUUUUGGGAAAAGGUCAUUUAAGCAGCUAAAACUUAAAAAAAUAUAUAUAUAUAUAUUAUUUUUUUUUUAAACUAACUUUAAUAUUGGAUUUGAUGCAAAACAUACAAAAAUUGUUUUGGUAUAUCAGUGUGCUGCACAGCUCGACCGAUCGGCACAGUUGAAAUAUUGAAACGACGGGAAUUUUCGCGCGGCGCAUUUUCGAAUGACCCCGAAAAAUGUUCAGUUCGCCCGUAAACGCCGACUUAUCGGGAAAAAAAAUAAAAAUAAAAAUCUUUAAAUGUAUGUAGUCCGACAAUUUUUGACCAAAUCACAUAAUGUGACAUCAAAAUUUUGGGACAGUGAGGGGCAUAAAAGGUGUUUACAGAAUUUGGAAAAAAAACCACCAAAAACUGUCCCAUUCAUUUCUAAUGGGAUGCCAUUGACAGCCUCAUAAGUCCAAAUUUCCCAUUCAUUUCCAAUAGCAUUUAUUUUGCAUUGACGCCCAUUUAAACAGGUUCCAAUGAGGACGAUGCACGUCAAUGCGAUUGACAAUCAUGUAUGUCGAUUCUGUUAAGGCCAAUGUACUUGGAUUCCAUUGACGCAUAUGUAAGUCGAUGACAUUGACGGCCAUGUACGUCCAAAUUUCCCAUUCAUUUCCAAUGGCGUUUACAUUGCAUUGACGCCCAUAUACCCCGUUUAUGUUGAUUCAAUUCAUGCCAAUGUACAAGGAUUCCAUUGACGCAUAUGUAAGUCGAUGAUAUUGACAGCCAUGUACGUCCGAAUUUCCCACUCGUUUCCAAUGACAUUUACAUUGCAUUGAGCUGAUAUCACUUGGACAUGCCCCCAAAUCAACAGGAAGUGACUUGAUUAUGACCAGGAUAUGUCCCUCAAAUGUCCCCAAAUGUACAGGAAAUGACCUGAUAACAACAGGACGUGUCCCAAAUCCCCAGGUGUCCCCGAUUCUAUUGGUGUCAGUGUACUUGGAUUCCAUUGACGCAUAUGUAAGUCGAUGCCAUUGACGGCCAUGUACGUCCAAAUUUCCCAUUCAUUUCCAAUGGCAUUUACAUUGCAUUGACGCUCAUAUACCCCAUUUAUUUAGAUUCAAUUGAUAUCAAUGUACAAGGAUUCCAUUGACGCAUAUCUAACUCGAUGCCAUUGACGGCCAUGUACAUCCAAAUUUCCCACACGUUUCCAAUGGCAUUUACAUUGCAUUGACCUGAUAUCACCUGGACAUGCCCCCCAAUCAACAGGAAGUGACUUGAUAUGACGAGGACAUGUCCCCCAAAUGUCCCCAAAUCAACAGGAAGUGGCCUGAUAUUGUCCCUGAAAUGUCCCCAUGUCAACCUGGGCGAGGUUAGGAUCUGUAUCUCCCCACAGCAACGCCUCAUAGUAAUUUCUCCAGAAGUUGCAGUUUCUAGUUUAACAGAAGUCUUUUUCAAAUCAUUGUUCAAAAUCUAAAUUUAUUGAUUUUUUUUCAUGAAAUGAAAUUUACUCUUAAUAUUUAAGGACUUUUUUUCUUGAGGACUGGUGCCAGUUGCAUAAAAUCCUCAAAAGUUACAUCAAAAGUCCCAGGAUGGCAUAGGAGACCAUAUUUACUUCAUGUGAUGAAGUGUUUACGGAAAUUGUCACGUCAAGGAUAUGUUCCCGUCACACUGUGAAUCACAUAUAUUUGUGCAAUUUGAAUAGGCACACAAAAAUAUCGCAAUUACAAAAAAAAAAAAAAAUGGGGCGUCAUGCCCUGCAGUGUAAACGUAGCCCAAGAUUUUGUGUUUUACGUUUCACUUGCACUCAGUAGUGUGAUUAAAGGUUAUUCACUUAACUUUAAAUUUGUGUUUGUUUGGGAAAACCUAAUUUUAAAAACGUGAAUUCUACAGGAAUAAAUAUAAUCUCAAAAUAUUGUCUCUUCUAAAGAACAAAUGUUUUUUUGUUAUUUGAGAAUUCAUAAAAGACCAGCAAAAAUGAUCAUCUGACAUUUUUGUUAUAUUAGAAAUGUUUUGUAAAAUGAACUCAUUCCUUAAUAUUCACUUUUCCUCCAAUCUUUUUUUUUUUCAACAUGUUUUUUCCUCCUCGUCACAUAUCUUUUUACUAGAUACCCUAACUUGAGAUGUUGUAUCCUAACCAUUUUUUUAAAUAAGCAGAACCACUACUAUUGUUACACUGGCUCUUCUCACACCAUGACAUAUGUACGCCUUCAUUGUGAUUGACAUACAAUCAAUUUAAACUGCUUCUCAUUUCAAACGAGUUGGACGCCUAUCACUGUCAAUGGCAGUAAAUGAGUUGACAUGUGCCAAAAGAAUUUGACUUUUUUUUUAUUUUUUAUUUUUUUAAAUAUACUUCUUCACAAUUUCUUUUUCAGUGUGGCCCUCUUAUAAUGUUGUUUCAAAGAAGCAUUUCCCAAAUAGGAUGAAAAAUACAAUAGAAAAGGGAAGAAGGAGCUUAAUUUUAACAAUUGACCAUCUCGGUUUUGCCAGCGGAAAGGGUGACAUCUGCUGCAGAGAUUUUAUUUUAACUCUGCUUCCUUCCGUUCGAUAUGUGUGUUAUGUGUGCAUGUGUUUUCUUGUGUCGCCACACCAGCGGCCAAAUUAAAACGACAAAACUCAAGUCACAUCUCAUCCAACUUUUGCAAGGUUCUAACUGAAGCAUCGCAAAACAACAAAUCCAACUUGGCACCAGUGUAAACUGUGAGCGAACAUCCUACAGUGUGCGUUAAGGUGAAUACUGCACAGCAGUACUGAACAGCGAAUGUAACAGUGAAGGAUCGAUGAGUGAAAGGUGACCAAGUGUUCAGGUUCUGCUUUCUUCCUCACUUGAAGAGGGAUUUGAAUGAAUGUAAAAAGAGAAAAACAUAGAUUGUACCAUUUAUGAUUUCAGAAUGUUUGAUUUCACUUUAUUUUAACAUUCUUACAAUUGUAUAUAAGCCAUACCUGUUGUUAAAAUAAACCAUUAUUUAUUGAAAUGUUUAUUUUUUCCCAAAAAAAUGCAUGGAGGGGAAAGUGUUGUAGUUUCCGUAUGAUUGGUUAAUUUUGCAGGGGUAUACACACAGUGUAUCACAAAAGUGAGUACACCCCUCGCAUUUCUGCAGAUAUUUAAGUAUAUCUUUUCAUGGGACAGCACUGACAAAAUGACACUUUGACACAAUGAAAAGUAGUCUGUGUGCAGCUUAUAUAUAAUAU
This is a messenger RNA of Corythoichthys intestinalis (scribbled pipefish), 7923 nucleotides long. RefSeq names its product solute carrier family 22 member 23-like. The transcript is spliced from 10 exons. The record is from RefSeq and is a predicted model, not a curated record. The coding region runs from base 635 to 3232 and encodes 865 amino acids. NCBI's taxonomy places the organism in Eukaryota, Metazoa, Chordata, Actinopteri, Syngnathiformes, Syngnathidae. Gene Ontology annotation, biological process: transmembrane transport. Gene Ontology annotation, cellular component: membrane. Gene Ontology annotation, molecular function: transmembrane transporter activity.